AAGAUACACCCGGAAUCAAUUCGCGUUCUCUUCAUGUUCCUAGUUAUUGACUGCAAUUUCGUUAUGGAUGUGAUGUUUUCAGUGGGUCCCAGAAAUGAGCGUUUUGCGGCUACAGUUAGACGAUUCUCGCCGCUUCGCUUGCCUGGCUGCACGCCAACCUCUUGCUUCGUCGCCAUUACCAUCACUGCAUUUCAACCUCUCAUGUCAUCGCGUCAAAAUUUUCAAUCCCACGCCCACCCUAGCAUUUAAACCUCUCUCUAACAGUUAUUUUGCUGAUUGAUUUGAUAGAUUGGUUGACUCUCCCCUCCCCAUGGUAGAUAUCUGAUUCUUCGUUUUCGUUGUCCCUUUCGCUAUAUACUGAUUGAAACUGCAAUAAAUUUUCUCCUGCAACAAUUGAAGAUCAAGUAGAUUGAGAAGAUUGAGAAAGGUGACCAUGGAGCCUGGGAAUAUUGAAUCUGGGCUCAGAAGAAGUGCAUCUUAUGCACGUUCUAGCAGUUCCCGUUCUCUGGGGAGGAGUUCUCGUAACUUGUCAUUUUCUAUUCCCCCACAGCCAGAAAGUGAUGAUGGCAGUGAAUCGGUAUCAGAAGCGGGAGAUAUUGGUGAUAGGGUAAUUUGCAGCAAUAGGUACAGUGGGAGUGGUAGGGUAUUCUUUUCUGCUGAAAAUGCAGCAGAAAGUGGUAUGGUUGUACCUAUUGCAGAGGAAGGUAUCUGGUCUCAAGAUCAAAUCGCUACAAACAAUGUUUCUCCUGUAUCACCAUCUAUCCCGGAUAUUGCAUUGAAGGAUUGCAAAAAGGAGGUGCCAUGGUGGUUGGAAUACUUUUCAAGCUUACUGUUUCUUGCUGUUUUCGGAAUACUAGGGGUUUUGUUGAGGUAUGCUCUUCAAAAAUUGUUUGGACCGGGAAAUAUUGGUGCCACAAGUGAUCGAAGCUAUAUGUAUGUUGACCUUCCUUCUAAUAUGGUUGGUUCAUUUUUAAUGGGUUGGUUUGGCGUGGUUUUCAAAGGACAAAUUUCCAAAAUUUCAGAUCAGUUGGCCAUUGGAUUGUCAACUGGUUUUCUGGGAAGCCUUACUACUUUUAGUGGUUGGAACCAGAAGAUGCUUGAUCUCAGUGUUGAAGGUCGAUGGGGAUUUGCAGUACUUGGCAUUCUUAUAGGCUUGUUUCUUGUAGCCUACUCUAUUAUUUUCGGUAUUGAGACUGCAAAAGGCUUUCAAUGGAUUUUGAGUACGAGUAAAAAUCCCAGCUCUGAAAGCUCUUGGAAGAUGAACAAUUUCAAACGGCAAAUGACAGUUUCAUUAGCAUUGCUGCUUAUUCUGGCUGCUCUAUGGAGCAUGUGUAUAGCACUGGAGGCCAACGAAUUUAAAAGAGGCAACACCGAAUCCCAGUUGUGGUUGGCUUGCCUUGUCGGACCAUUUGGUGUCUGGAUCCGGUGGUUCUUAGCACGAUUAAAUGGACGAGGCCUGGGGAAAUCAGGCUUGCUGAAAUGGGUACCCUUUGGAACCUUGAUCGCCAACGUCUCUGCAGCCUGCUUCAUGGCGGCUCUAGCAACCUUAAAGAAAGCGGUGAAAACGAAGGACUGCGAUACCGUUGUUGCAGGGAUUCAGUUUGGGAUGUUGGGUUGUCUUAGUACAGUGUCCACCUUCAUUGCUGAAUUCCAUGCAAUGAGAGAGAGCAAAUACCCAUGGAGAGCAUAUGCAUAUGCCAUGGCUACAAUACUUGUAUCUUUUACUUUAGGGACUUUAUUAUACUCUGUACCAGUCUGGACAAAGGGAUACUAACUAGAGGAUUAGAGGAUGAUGUUUAUGCAAAAUCCAAGCUAGAAAUAGGGGAUCUAAGCUAUUAGGGGGAAAUUUAAAGUGAUCAUGAUACAUUGUGAUUUAAUUAUGAAUAUGUUGAGUAAACUGCAUGAGCUUUCUUGGUAAAAUCAGAGUCUGAAACACUAUUUUGGUC
Molecule: messenger RNA, 1946 nt
Organism: Ipomoea nil (Japanese morning glory)
Lineage: Eukaryota; Viridiplantae; Streptophyta; Magnoliopsida; Solanales; Convolvulaceae
Product: fluoride export protein 2-like
Exons: 8
Coding region: 434-1774 (446 amino acids)
Biological process (GO): fluoride transmembrane transport
Cellular component (GO): membrane
Molecular function (GO): fluoride transmembrane transporter activity
Source: RefSeq, a predicted model, not a curated record